AUGUACAGCCUGUACAGAGCCUGGUUUGGCGACAGCGUAGUUGGGGACAGUUACUCCCGGCUUCAAGAGACGCUGUCGCCUCCUGACACUGUUGUCCGAGUGGGGAACGAAGGGGAACACCAGUUCGUCGCUCACAAGGGAGUCCUCGCGGCUCACAGCGGCUAUCUGAAGGCUCUGCUGAGCAACGCCGCUGCGGCGCCCAACACGAGCGUCAGUGCUAACGUUGCCUCUUGCAGCAACUUGCCCGCGACCGCUAUCGCGGUCACCGCGACCAGCCUUUCGGGACAGUCUCCGCGACCGGUCACCUCGGUCUCGGUCUCGUCCAUCGGCGGAGAAGCGUUCGCGCCCUUGUUGAACUACAUGUAUACGGGACGGCUGGAGGUGACGCUGGACAACGUUUACAGCGUGCUGCUGGCCACGCAUUUGUUGCACAUGCCCGGAGCUCUUGAGCAGUGCCGGGCGGCUCUGCUUCGGCUGAGAGCUCCGCCGCCCCUGCCUACGCCGAUACCGGUCCCGGUGCCGGUCCCAGUGCCAGUGGCCCCGACCUCGACCCUUACGUCUACGUCAAUCUCAAUGUCCACUUCGACGGCUGCCGGCAGCAUCCUCAGACCGAUACCCAACAGGCUGAUAAUAGAGCCGAGCAUGUGCUGGCCGACCGCGCCGCUUUACCCGCCGCCGGCCGCGCCGCCGGCCCCCGCGUCCAUCGGCCUGCCCCAUCUACCGCGACUACAACCCUCGGUGAUGAUGCAGUCACCGGUUCCGCUCAACGUUUCCAUUGUCCCGACUUCCGCCGGCCAGGAAACGUCCACGCGAUAUAGCGAUAUCCCCUCGCCGAAGCAAACACCGUUCCAGAUCGACAGAAGUAGAGGGUCAUCAAGGGAAAGGAGACAGAAGUCUCCGGAAAUCUUGACGAGAUCAUUCGCCGUUAACGCAGCCACAGCAGCGUUCACCGCGUUCGCGUGUUCCAGCUCAACGAGACCGACGUCGCCGUCCCGAUCAAUCUCACCGGCGCCGUCCUCGGAGUCUCAAUCCUCUAUACCAUCGAACCGAAGCAAGAAGUCCUCGGAAUCAUCGGAUCAAAGGCAGUCAAAGGAAGACCGAGGUGAGGAUCAAUCGAACUCAAAGAAGAAUCAACAACAGAAACGCAGCUCGCCGCUAAUAUCCGUGGACGAAGCCAAUUUAACCCGCAAUCGCGAGAGACCCAACGAAACGACCUCUACGGAGACCGAUCGGGGGAAAUCGUCUAAGAAAAAACGUCCAGGAUCGAACACAGGGACCGAAUCUUCGAGCGGGGUUCUAUCAGUCGUGUACGACGUCGCGUGCUGCGACGGGCCGAUCAAGUUCCACCGGGUGCUCAAUGAGAACUAUUCGAGCUCGGCACCCUGUGGGUCGAGCCCUAUUACCCAGGCACGGCUGCAGAGGUGUUUCGAGGCUGAAAACGUGGCAGGAGAAAACGACGAAAAUGGAGGACCGGCUGGGAACACUUGCGACUCGAUCGCAAUCGACACUGAGCCUGGCAACACUGGCGGUAGCUAUACCUGCGGAUAUUGCAGGCACACCUUCAAGUCUCAGUACUGCUACCGCAAGCACACCAAGAGACACUUGCUGCCUACCAGGCUGAACGAAUCAGCUGCCGGCAACAGGCAGAGACAAGAGGUCCCCAGGAAUCGCAGGGAAGUCAGGUUGCUAGAUUUGAACGUUCAGUACUACCCGUGCAAGAUCUGCGGAUGCAAGUUCCCUAGCUACUACUUCGUCCACAAACACCGGAAGCUGUGCCACGCAAACGUGGAAGACAGACCACAGACUGAGGACAUGGGGAGAGCUGCGGCGGAUCAGGAAUCGAACAACGCGUCUGCGACCGUUGAUGAAAAACAGUGAAAGUCGAUUAGGGAAGGGAUUCCAACUAUGGAAGAUCGAGACCUCGACUGGUUAACAUUUAUCUCUACCAAGUGUUUCGAGCGCCACGUUGCAUCGUUGAAGUUAGGUCACGAUGACUUGCAUAAUAUAAUGAGAACAUUGUAAAACCGAAUUAAUUAAAGUAUAGUCAUAAAAA
Nomia melanderi (Alkali bee) is the source of this 2053-nucleotide messenger RNA. RefSeq lists its product as uncharacterized. The record is from RefSeq and is a predicted model, not a curated record. NCBI's taxonomy places the organism in Eukaryota, Metazoa, Arthropoda, Insecta, Hymenoptera, Halictidae. Gene Ontology annotation, molecular function: RNA polymerase II cis-regulatory region sequence-specific DNA binding; DNA-binding transcription factor activity, RNA polymerase II-specific; protein binding. Gene Ontology annotation, biological process: regulation of transcription by RNA polymerase II.